GCGGUCGACGUGAUCAGUUUAGAGCAGUGAUAUAUUACGUGUAUUUGAUCAUACUAAAAUGGCCCACCGUACUAAAAAAAAGCGAUCAUACAAAAGGGCAACAGUGAAAACUGUCGUAGUUCACGAACAACAGUCCACUCCUCAAACAAUUAUAAUUCGUUAUGUUUCCGUGGCAGUACAAACUGACGAUAUUCAGCAAUCAGAAAUCACUGUUUUUUCCACGUCAAUUUUGCCUUUGUAUGUACGUCAAUUAGAAGAAAAACAUUGUCACAAAUUACGUAUAUGGACGAUCGAUAAAUUUUAAAUUAACAGCAAUUAAACUUUGUCUAUGGCAAAGUACAAAACUAAUACUAAACAACCAAAUCAUUAGUGGCAAUUUUCGAGCAAUAUAGUGAACCAAAUUAAUUUAACAAUGAUAUUUGCUAAUAACAAUAGCUUUCCGCCUGCCGACUUUCCGGAUUUAAUUGCCGAAUAUAUUAUUGUGGUCCAAACCAGGAAAAGAACUCUGAACAUGCCUGAGCUUGAAUCGGUCAACAGAAUCUACAAUCUGCCAAUAGUUGAAACCGGUGUAAACUAUGCUGGGGAUAUUUAUCAAAAAAUUAAAAAAUCAAACGGCUUAUUUUAUUGGACUCUGGACCAAGCCGAAAACACUUUGUAUUCAGUGAUGGAUACGGCUGGACCAGCUAUUGGAUUGUUCCAAGGACCCUUGUCGCAAGUUGAUAAAAUUAUUUGCAAAACUUUGGAUAUUGUUGAAGAAAAAGUUCCAUCUAUCAAUCUACCACCUCAAAUAAUUUAUUGGAACACCAAACAAUACGCCAGAAAUACUGUUAACACAAGAAUAGUAACUCCAGUGUUGAAAAGGGCCGAUUCAGUAAAACAAAUUGGUAAUACUGUAUUGUCUAGCAGAUAUACAGCUUUUGCAGCAGACACCCUUGAUGGAGCUUUAAAUGUUGCUGAUAAAUACGUGGACAAAUAUUUACCAGCUGAUGAUGAACCGGAUAAAUCAGUAGACGGUAAACCGGUAGAAGGCCCAGCUGGUAAAGCAAUCCACACAUUCCAACAUGCCGAUAGAUUGGGAAGGAAGCUAAAAAGACGAUUGACAAGAAGGACUCUUGCUGAAGUUAAAGCACUGAAAGAACACAGCGCUGAAGCUGUACACGUUUUAAUUUAUGUUGUUGAACUUGUUGCUACAGAUCCAGUUUUGGCUUUCCAAAAAGGCAAAGAACUGUGGGCCAGCUUGAGCAAAAACGAGCCAGAAAAUCAGGCUCGUCCGGAAAACGUCGAACAAUUAAUCGUGCUUUUGACUAGAGAAUCUGCCCGGAGGAUGGUGCAUUUGAUCAACUUCACUGCUUCGGUUGCCAAUAAAAUUAACAGGAACGUCGCCUACUCGGUUACCGUUUUGGUGAAUAAAUUCAUCGGUGUAGCCGAGUCGGUCGUUAAAACUGCUCAUCUCGAACAAGUCCAACACAACACAGCUUCAAUAAUCAGAUCGCGCGCUCAUUCUUUUACGUUGAUGUUGAAACAAUUAAAUGUACAACUUACGGAUCUUCUGGAUAACUGGGCUAAGCAACUAGCUGUCACUCCUACCAACGAAGAACCCAAACAACUCCAAGCAGCUUUGCCAGUACCUCAAAUUAAGUUUCAAUCGCUGAAAUCCUUCCAUGUUGGUAACGCCAACAAUCAGAAUCAAAAUAAUGGAUACGAGUUCAGUACAACAACGGAAAAUUCUUAUUGAUUGAUUUGUUUGAAUUAAUCCUUUCGCUCGGGAUUUCUAUUUUAAACUUAAGAGCCAUCUUUCUAAUACAUUUCUAUUAUUGUUUAAGUGAGCUUGGAAUUAAUUUCAACUAAAAGCACUUUGUGCGUUUUGUAUGAAACCCAAAAAAUGUACUUGGCGUAUGAUUUUCCACUCAAAAAUUUCUUACCAAAGUCUUCUGUUGUUACGUGAGCGAAAGAUUUAAAUAUUAUACAUAUUAUUAAUUUAUUCAGUUUUUAAAAAUUAUGUUAGUUAAUAAAUAGUUUUGCCUAGGAAUGUUGGUUAUCAUUGUUUAUGAAAUGUAAGUGUAUUUAAUAAAGUUUAUAACGAA
Molecule: messenger RNA, 2084 nt
Organism: Ceutorhynchus assimilis (cabbage seed weevil)
Lineage: Eukaryota; Metazoa; Arthropoda; Insecta; Coleoptera; Curculionidae
Source: the annotation of a GenBank genome assembly